CCCACCUCGGCCUCCCAAAGUGCUGGGACUACAGGCGUGAGCCACCGCGCCCAGCCAGACGUCUGCAUCUUUAAGGGGCAACACCAGCAGGUUACAUGUGAAUGGACCCAGGCUGGGACAGAUCCCGUGGGCCUCGGCCGAGCACCUCCAGUAUCCGGGUUCGGGAGCUGAGCUGGCGAGGUCUGCACAACCCCUGCCCACAGAGCAAGAGCCCUGGCAGCCAGAGGGACAGCCUUGGAGAGCAGCUGGUGGAAGAGUACCUGUCCCCUGCCUGGCUGCAGGCCCUGGCCCGGGUGGAUGACCUUCGGCUGGUGAGGGCGCUGGAGAUGUGUGUGGACACUCGUGAGGGCAGCCUGGGGAACUUUGGGGUGCACCUGCCCAACCUGGACCAACUGAAGCUGAAUGGCAGCCACCUGGGCUCCCUGAGGGACCUGGGCACGGCUCUGGGCCACCUGCAGGUGCUGUGGCUGGCUCGCUGUGGCCUCGCUGACCUGGAUGGCAUCGCCUCUUUGCCAGCACUUAAGGAACUCUACGCCUCCUACAACAACAUCUCGGACCUGAGCCCGCUGUGCCUGCUGGAGCAAUUGGAGGUGCUGGACCUGGAGGGCAACAGCGUGGAGGACCUGGGGCAGGUGCGCUACUUGCAGCUGUGCCCACGCCUGGCCGUGCUCACCCUGGAGGGCAACCUGGUGUGCCUACAGCCAGCCCCCGGCCCCACCAACAAGGUGCCCAGGGGCUACAACUACAGGACAGAGGUGAGGAAGCUCAUCCCCCAGCUGCAGGUCCUGGACGAAGUGCCGGCCGCACACACAGGCCCACCAGCCCCCCCGCGGCUGAGCCAGGACUGGCUUGCGGUGAAGGAGGCCAUCAAGAAGGGCAACAGCCUCCCCUCGCCAGACUGUCCCCGUGGAGCCGCCAUCCGGAGACUUGACCCCGAGCUGUCCCUGCCUGAGACGCAGCCCUGGGCUUCCAGGCCCUGGCCCUUCUCCCUGCUGGUCCAUGGGGGCCCCCUGCCCGAAGGCCUGCUUUCUGAGGACGUGGCCCCAGAAGAUAACGCCAGCAGCCUCACCCAUGGUGCUGGCCAAGUCCUCUGUGGGAACCCCACCAAGGGCCUGCGGGAGCGUAGGCACCACUGCCAGGCCAGGGAGCCCCCGGAGCAGCUGCCCCAACACAGGCCAGGAGAUCUGGCCGCCAGCACUUCCACCCCAGAGCCUGACCCUGCAGACAGCUCUGACUUCCUGGCCUUGGCUGGGCUUAGGGCCUGGAGGGAAUGUGGCGUGCGCCCCCUCCCCUAUAGGCACCUGGACUCCCAACAGGAAGGGGCUGUAUCCCCCUGGGGCCUACGGAGGGUCCCUGAAGAGCAAGUGCACCAGGCAGAGCCCAGGACUCCCCCCAGCCCCCGAAGCCUGGCCUCAGAGCCCUCCAGGACCUCGAGUCAGCACCUGGUCCCUUCACCUCCCAAGCACCCAAGGCCACCACAUUCUGGCAGCAGCUCCCCGCGUUGGUCGACAGACCUGCAGUCCAGGGGGCGUCGGCUCCGAGCCCUGGGCAGCUGGGGGCCUGGCCUGGAUGAUGGGGUGGCUGCAGUGCCUGUCCUGAGAGCCCUGGAGGUGGCCUCAGGCCUGAGCCCUCGAGCCCAGGGACGUUGUGGCCCGAAGCCAGCACCAGAUGCAGCUGCCAGACCUCCCAGGGCAGCUGAACUCUCUCACCCCAGCCCCGUCCCCAUUUAACGUAGCCCCCACUGCCAAGCUUGCCUGUGCUGGGGCCACGAUUGCCCACAUAUGUGGUCACAGAGCACAGAACACCUGGGCGGGUGUGUUGGUGGGUGGAAGGAGUGCCUGGCCCUGGGGAGGACCCUCUUGGUGGAGGGGAGUAGGGGACUGGGACCAGCCAGGGAGGCAGCAGAGACUGGAACCCAGUUUAGGCCCCCAACUGGGUUUGGCCUGGGGAGGGAGGGUGCCGCUCCCCAGCCCUUCCUCAGGGCCAGGCUUUCCGGCUGGCACGGGGGUGGGGGGUGGUCACCCGGAGCAGGCCUGUCAGAGGCCUCUCCUGCUAGAGUUGGGCAUGGCCGAGGGGCAGGCGCUGGAGCUGCGAGUCCACCACUCCCUUGCCGGCCCCAGGUAAGAGCCACCUCCUAGGCCGCAGUGGCCCAAGGUCCCAGCUGCUCGCCCGAGGCCGCCGGGGGUGCGGCCCAGGCCUCCCGUCUCUGGGGGAUCUGUAGGGUUCCUGCGCCGCGAUAGGGCGGCCCGUUCCCUCCUCUUGACGCAGGACGCCCCGGAACCCAAGCGCAACAUUUUCAACUCUCAGGUGUAUAGAAAUGCAGUUUACUUUGUAGGCCACGUUGGUUCAAUAAAUGAUGCAGCGGACA
Nomascus leucogenys (northern white-cheeked gibbon) is the source of this 2368-nucleotide messenger RNA. RefSeq names its product leucine rich repeat containing 56 (gene LRRC56). The record is from RefSeq and is a predicted model, not a curated record. The coding region runs from base 102 to 1730 and encodes 542 amino acids. Gene Ontology annotation, molecular function: protein binding. NCBI's taxonomy places the organism in Eukaryota, Metazoa, Chordata, Mammalia, Primates, Hylobatidae. The transcript is spliced from 12 exons.